CACAGUGAGAAGCUUCCCUCUUUAACCACACAUAAGUAAAUAGGAAAAGAGGCUCCAAUAAGUUCCAAAGCUGGGAUUUUUAUACUUAAUUAAUACAAAGUCAGAGUUGUUUUCGAUCUGAUUAUUAUGAGACUGAGAUCCCCACACAGAUGAGGCAGAAGAGGAUCUUCGCAUCAGUUUUUUGCCCCCGAAGGAGAAGCUGCAUGAGCCCCUUCUUUCUUAGGGUUUUGGUGAGGUUUUGCAAUGGAGAUCAUUAGCUUGGUGUCACACUUAUGGGCCUUAACGUUUAUACUGUCCUUCGCCUCCACUACCUCCUCUCCGGUUGGCCCACCCAAACCGAUGGCCGAAGCCACCGCCGAUGAUCCCUUCAUGCCCCACGCCUACUCUCGCUUCCCCGAAGUGGAGAAGCAAUGCCGGCAAUUCCUCUCCUCAUCUGCCAAAAUCGAAUUCGAUGUCAAUAGAGUCAACGGCUUCAAACCCGAACUCUCCUUCUCGAAAGGGGAUUGGUCGCAAGAACCUGGCGAUUCUGCCCUCAUGCCGUUCGACGGAAGUGAUGCUCUGCCAAAGUCCACUUCCCUUCCCGACCCACUUCUCCUUGCCACCUUCAUGCUGACCCACAUCGACCUGACCCGCCAUUCCCCUAAUGCUCUCAAUGUAAGUGGAGCUUUAGCCAUCGCCAUUUCUAGAAACGGUACCUUCCCUGAAGUGGGCAGGUACUUGGCUCCCGAAUUUCAUAUUUGGCCUGGUAGCUCCGAACUUAGAAUUCUUUUCGAAGGUGUAUACACCGAGUCAGAAAAGAAUGGGGGCGAGAGUGUUGUAUGCUUGUUGGGAAAUGCUUUGCUCCCUUCUCGUAAAGAUGAAUGGGUUAGAAUAUCUGGGUCGAAACAUCUCCAGCCUCCUGUCUUGAAAGAUGAUCGUAUAUUGCUUAUUCUUCACUAUCCUAAAACCUUCACCUUGACCAGUCGAGCGGUGAUUGGAGAAAUGAGAAGCCUAAAUGGUUUUUCAAAUCCUCGAUACUUUGAUCUUGUUAGAUUGUCUUCACAAUUGGGUGCUUAUUCAAACUACCAGUUUGGGGCAGAAAAGCUCAUUUCGAAAGCCUGCACACCUUAUCCUUAUGAGGACGAUGUCGCAAAAGGGCAGUUGGAGGUGUACAAGGGAGCUUUUUUCUGUGGGAUUCUCAAUCGAUUUGUGUCCGGAGAAAUUCUCAAUGUUGUUCCAAACUGGAACUGUAAUUCCACCGACGAUUACUGCAGUAAAUUGGGUCCUUUUGAAACUAAUAAAGAAAUUAGGGCAACCGAUGGGGGAUUCGCUAAUGUCGGGAUCAUAAUGCAAGAUGUGAGAUGUGAACCACUAAUUGACCAAAACAAUGCAAGCUCCGCUAAGGUUUCUGCAGUGUUCAGAGCCGUUCCUCCAUGGGAGAAUCAGUACACUGCGGGACAAAGGUCCGGGCUUAAUGGCUUGUCUCUCUCGGCCGAGGGCAUGUGGAAUUCCUCAAAAGGUCAACUUUGCAUGGUCGGCUGUUUAGGUCUCGGUGACAAAGAAUGCAACUCCCGCAUCUGUUUGUAUAUUCCUACAUUCUUCUCUAUCAAGCAACGGAAUAUCAUAUUCGGUACAAUAUCGAGCAUUAAGGAAAACACGCACUUCCCAUUGUCAUUUGAAAGGCCUAUCCAUCCCUCACAACUGUGGACUAAGUUCAGUGCUUCCCCAUUGAAUCAAUAUAAGUAUUCGAAGAUCAAGUUGGCGGGUGCUUUUCUAGAGAGAAAUGAGCCCUUUGACUUCGGCUCUAUUAUUAAGAAAUCGCUCCUUAGUUAUCCCAGAAAAGGAGAUAAUAGUGAUGAGCUAGCCAGUCUAUCCAAUCUUGCCGACGAUCUUACCCUCCACGUCCCUGCAGUUGGCGAUCCAAUACCCAAAAAUCGUACGCAAUGGCCAUUUCUUCAGCUCGAGAUCCUCUCUAUAGGGCCGUUGGUGGGCCGCUAUUGGGCUUUCCAGAAUGCAUCUGCAUCUAAAAGUACAGCUUCAGCUUCUCCAAAAGCUUCUUCCACAGAGCGGGAGCUGCUAUUGAAUGUCUCAGCGGAGCUCACUCUCUCAGGAAAGAACUAUACUAAUGGCUCCUUGCUAUACUUAGAGGGCCUUUAUAAUCCGAUCAACGGGAAAAUGUAUCUGAUCGGCUGUAGGGAUGUCCGUGCUUCCUGGCAAAUACUAUUCGAGAGCGCGGAUCUUGAGGAUGGCCUGGAUUGUUUGAUUGAAGUGAAGGUCGAAUACCCACCAACAACCGCACGGUGGCUCAUAAGCCCAUCAGCAAAGGUCUCAAUCACAAGCCAAAGGAACGAUGAUGACCCUCUUCAUUUUAAUUCAAUUGAGCUACAAACUCUUCCGAUUUUGUACAGAGAGCAGAGAGAAGACAUACUCUCAAGAAGAAGUGUGGAGGGACUUCUUCGCAUUUUUACGCUGUCGAUUGCAAUCUUUUGCAUAUUUAGCCAGCUUUUAUAUGUAAAAAAGAAUACUAAUGACGUUCCUUACAUGUCUCUUGUCAUGCUUGGUGUUCAAGCUCUUGGUUAUAGUGUCCCUCUCAUCACUGGAGUCGAAGCAUUAUUUACAAGAUUGACAUCUGAAUCGCUCGAUUCCCAAUCGUACGAUCUCAACAAGAAUCAAUGGUACUGGAUUAUAGACUACUUGGUGAAGAUUUUGAUACUCGCUGCAUUCCUUCUCACAGUUCGGCUUGGCCAGAAGGUAUGGAGGUCCCGAAUAAGAUUACUAACACGCAGUCCACUAGAGCUGUGGCGGGUCCCUAAUGACAAACGGGUUCUCCUAUACAGCUUCGGGGUCCAUGCAGUUGGUUUUCUUAUAAUAAUCAUUGUACAUUUUAUUACUAAUUCUUAUAGACCGGCUCGCCAAGAGAUGUACAUUGAUUCAAGCGGAAACAGCCAUAAACUGCGAGAGUGGGGAAUUGAGCUAGAGGAGUAUAUUGGGCUCAUUCAGGACUUCUUUUUGCUUCCUCAAAUUAUAGGCAAUUUUCUAUGGCAAAUUAAGUGCAAGCCUUUGAAGAAAUCCUAUUACAUCGGAAUAACAGUUGUCCGGAUUCUUCCUCAUGUUUACGAUUAUAUUAGAGCUCCCAUUUUCAACCCGUAUUUCUCGGAGGAGUACGAGUUUGUGAACCCGAGCUUGGAUUUCUACUCCAAGUUCGGUGACGUGGCGAUCCCAUUGGUUGCUGUGGUGUUUGUUGUUGUGGUGUAUGUUCAGCAGAGGUGGAACUACGAGAAGCUUAGCGAGACACUUCGAUCGGGGCAGAAGAAGCUUCUUCCUAUGGGGUCAAGAGUUUAUGAGAGGCUGCCGUCACUGUCGUCGGCGACUUUUGAAGCCGAGCUUGUUUCUGGUGUGAAUGAGAAUGAAGUCCACAACAAUUUGCGCGAGAAUAGAGGCUAAUAACUGAGAGAGUUUUUUUUCUUGGUUUCUUUGUUGUAAUGUUUACUUCGGUGAGUUCUAAUUUCGAGGUAUUAGAGAGAGAGAGAGAGAGAGAGAGGGAGUGACUGAGUAACUUGUCUAAUUUUCUCUUGUAGAACCCUGAUGACUGAUGACUUGUUGAAAUGUUAGAUCUGAGUUUUACAUAUUUUAGAGUUGUACUAUGAUUCUUGAGGUUUUCUGAUGAAGAGUUUAUAUUUUGUAUUAUC
Molecule: messenger RNA, 3668 nt
Organism: Ananas comosus (pineapple)
Lineage: Eukaryota; Viridiplantae; Streptophyta; Magnoliopsida; Poales; Bromeliaceae
Exons: 2
Coding region: 244-3423 (1059 amino acids)
Cellular component (GO): intracellular membrane-bounded organelle
Source: RefSeq, a predicted model, not a curated record